CCACGGUGACUGCAGCGGAGAACGUGAAUGCGUGGUCUGGGACCGCGCAGUUGCUGCCUUUAUUGGGUGCCUCUAUCGCUGAUUCUUUUCUUGGUCGCUACCGCACCAUAGUUAUUUCUACUCUUAUCUACAUCCUGGAUGAGGCGUGCCAGGGUGGAUGUCUUCAUUUUGCCUUAUCUUAUUUUCGUCUUGCAAAAAUUUAUUUCAUACUAAUCUGUCCCACCAUACUUAUUACAAUUUUUUUAAAAUUUAUAAAAUUUGUUUCAUUAAUAUAAAUAUACUUAAAAUUACAUUAAAUUUAUUACAUUAGAUCAAAUUAAUUUUUAAUAAGGAUUAAAUAAUAUAUUAUCCAAAGUGUUUAAUAAGAUAAUAAUAUCAUAAUAAAAUAUAAAAAGUUUUAAUAUUUAUGCAUUUAAAUAUUUAGUAAUACAAAUUAAUUCUUUAACACUAAGAAAGCGGGACAGGGCUAAAAAGCCUAAACCUAUUCCUACCUCACCACAUUUGCAAAGAGGGAAAAAUCCAUGAGAAGCAAUGCGGGAUGGGGUGGGAAAAAAUUCUCAUCCCUCUUAUAUUAUUUGCUUUCCAUUCCUCUUAUAUUAUUUGCUUUCCAUUCUUGGUUUCAAAUCCUACUUGGAGGGACUAGGCUUGUUGACCCUAUCAGCUGUGCUUCCAUCUCUCGCUGAUUACGUUGACACCAACAAAUCUAUGUCAUGUUGUCCUAAGCUUAUAGUGAUUUUAUUCUUCUUCUCUCUAUAUCUAGUAGCAGUUGCGCAAGGAGGACACAAGCCCUGCAUUCAGGCUUUUGGAGCUGAUCAAUUUGAUGGAGAAGAUCCAAAGGAGCGGAAUGCCAAAAGCUCAUUCUUUAAUUGGUGGUUUCUUGGUGUAUGUGGGAGUGCCGCGGUAACAGUUUUGGCCUUAAGUUAUAUACAAGACAACCUUAGCUGGGGCCUUGGAUUCGGAAUCCCUUGCAUUUUGAUGAUAAUUGCACUGGUUAUCUUCUUGCUUGGAACUAGGACUUACAGGUACUGUAUCAAAAGGGAUGAGACAAGCCCAUUUGUGAGAAUUGGUGGAGUAUUUGUUGCCGCAGUUAGGAAUUGUCACACUACCCCUUCGACAAUAGCUAUUGAAGAGGAAGCUUGUGGAGCGUCACACCACAGCUCUGAACAAUUCAAGUUUCUUAAUAAAGCCUUGCUGUCUCCAGACCAUCAUAAAGAAGAAGGUAAGGUUUAUACUAUUAGCGAGGUUGAAGAAGCAAAGGCAGUUCUUAGGCUUUUUCCAAUAUGGGCUACAAGCUUGGUAUACGCAAUAGUAUAUGCACAGGCCUCAACUUUUUUUACCAAACAAGGGGCUACCCUAGACAGAACACUUUUUCCAGGCUUUAAGAUACCAGCAGCUUCAUUACAGUUCUUUAUUGGCCUAGCCAUUGUUCUUUUCAUUCCUUUAUAUGACCGUAUUUUUGUACCUAUAGCAAGAACUUUCACCACUAAACCCUCUGGCAUCACAAUGCUACAGAGAGUUGGAAUUGGGAUGCUUUUAUCUGCUGCUUGCAUGGUAGUUGCGGCUCUAGUUGAAAUAAAAAGGCUUAAUACUGCUAAAGAACUUGGGUUGGUUGAUAGGCCAAAUGUGACUAUUCCAAUGAGUGUGUGGUGGUUGGUUCCUCAAUAUGUCUUGUCAGGAAUUGCCGAUGUUUUCACCUUGGUUGGUUUGCAAGAGUUCUUCUAUGAUCAGGUCCCAAGUGAAUUAAGGAGUGUGGGUAUUGCUCUUUACCAAAGUAUUCUCGGUUUGGGCAGCUUAUUAAGCAGCCUCCUUGUCUCAGUCAUUGAGGACGCAACUGGUGGUUAUGCUAGAUAUAGUUGGUUUUCUAAUAAUCUUAAUAGGGCACAUCUUGAUUACUUUUACUGGCUACUUGCUGGACUCAGUGUAGUAGCAUUUGCUGCGUACUUGUAUUUUGCAAAAUCUUACAUUUACAAGAGGCCAAGCACAAUGUAAAUAUAGUAUCAUUGCAAGUGAAGUUGUUGUAGCCAAAUAUAUGGAUGGGGAAGUACAUAAAAAUGCAGAUUUUAUCUCAUGAAUACUGCACUAUUGUAAAAAACAGAGAGACUAAAUAGAAUUGGGAGAAUUUCAUUGAUUGAGAGUGAAA
Quercus robur (English oak) is the source of this 2140-nucleotide messenger RNA. RefSeq names its product protein NRT1/ PTR FAMILY 5.10-like. Gene Ontology annotation, molecular function: tripeptide transmembrane transporter activity; dipeptide transmembrane transporter activity. The transcript is spliced from 4 exons. Gene Ontology annotation, biological process: dipeptide transport; transmembrane transport. NCBI's taxonomy places the organism in Eukaryota, Viridiplantae, Streptophyta, Magnoliopsida, Fagales, Fagaceae. Bases 532 to 1989 code for a protein of 485 amino acids. Gene Ontology annotation, cellular component: membrane. The record is from RefSeq and is a predicted model, not a curated record.